AGAGCUGGGGGCGGGGUCUGGUGCCAGCGGCUGCAGCGGCCAGGCUGGGUCCGAGCAUCCCGCGGCUUCGGACCCGCCCGGCCCGGACAUGGCGAGCGUCCGGGCCUCCCCGCGAGGCGCGCUGCUGCUUCUUCUGGCCGCGGCGAGGGUUGCGGAGGUGGCGGGGGGCCUGGCCCCAGGCAGCGCGGGUGCUGUAUGUUGUAAUCAUUCAAAGGAUAACCAAAUGUGCCGUGAUGUCUGUGAACAGAUUUUCUCCUCAAAAAGUGAAUCCCGACUGAAACACCUGCUGCAGAGAGCCCCAGAUUACUGCCCAGAAGCGAUGGUUGAAAUUUGGAGUUGUAUGAAUUCAUCUUUGCCAGGUGUGUUUAAGAAGUCCGAUGGCUGGGUUGGCUUAGGCUGCUGUGAACUGGCUAUUGGCUUGGAGUGUCGACAGGCAUGUAAGCAGGCAUCUUCAAAGAAUGAUAUUUCCAAAGUUUGCAGAAAAGAAUAUGAGAAUGCUCUUUUCAGUUGCAUUAGCAGAAAUGAAAUGGGCUCGGUAUGCUGCAGUUACGCAGGUCAUCACACAAACUGCCGAGAAUUCUGUCAAGCCAUUUUUCGAACCGACUCUUCUCCUGGUCCAUCUCAGAUCAAAGCAGUGGAAAAUUAUUGCGCCUCUAUUAGUCCACAGUUGAUACACUGUGUGAACAAUUACACCCAGUCUUAUCCCAUGAGGAACCCAACAGAUAGUUUAUAUUGCUGUGACAGAGCUGAAGACCACGCUUGCCAAAAUGCCUGCAAGAGAAUCCUCAUGUCUAAGAAAACAGAAAUGGAGAUUGUUGAUGGUCUCAUCGAGGGUUGUAAGACCCAACCCUUGCCUCAAGAUCCUCUUUGGCAGUGUUUUCUCGAAAGCUCACAGUCGGUUCACCCUGGAGUCACAGUACACCCUCCUCCCUCAACUGGCCUUGAUGGGGCUAAAUUGCAUUGUUGCUCUAAAGCAAACACUUCAACAUGUAGGGAACUGUGCAUGAAACUUUAUAGCAUGAGCUGGGGAAACACACAGAGUUGGCAAGAGUUUGACCGCAUCUGUGAAUAUAAUCCAGUGGAGGUGUCCAUGUUGACAUGUCUAGCUGAUGUCCGGGAACCUUGCCAGUUGGGCUGUAGAAACCUCACUUACUGUACAAACUUUAACAACAGGCCAACGGAACUUUUCAGGAGCUGUAACGCUCAGUCUGAUCAGGGAGCCAUGAAUGACAUGAAGCUGUGGGAGAAAGGAAGCAUCAAGAUGCCCUUCACCAGCAUCCCUGUCCUCGAUAUUAAAAAGUGCCAGCCAGAAGUGUGGAAAGCAAUCGCCUGCUCGCUGCAGAUUAAGCCUUGCCAUAGUAAAUCCCGAGGAAGCAUCAUCUGCAAGUCAGAUUGUGUAGAGAUUCUCAAGACAUGUGGAGACCAGAACAGAUUCCCUGAAGACCACACGGCUGAAAGUAUUUGUGAGUUCCUGUCCCCUGCAGAUGACCUGGAGAACUGUAUACCUCUGGACACAUACCUCAGGCCAAGUACUUUAGAUAGCAUCAUAGAAGAAGUGACUCAUCCCUGUAACCCGAAUCCUUGCCCAGCCAAUGAGCUCUGUGAAGUGAACCGGAAAGGGUGUCCAUCUGGAGACCCCUGCCUUCCAUAUUCUUGUGUUCAAGGCUGCAAGUUGGGAGAAGCUUCUGACUUCAUUGUCCGUCAGGGAACACUGAUCCAGGUGCCAUCCUCUGCAGGGGAAGUUGGCUGUUACAAGAUCUGUUCCUGUGGACAAAGUGGCCUCUUGGAAAACUGUAUGGAGAUGCACUGUAUCGACCUCCAGAAGUCUUGUAUUGUUGGAGGAAAAAGAAAAAGUCAUGGAACAUCCUUCAAUAUUGACUGCAAUGUCUGUUCUUGUUUUGCUGGCAAUUUAGUGUGCUCCACCCGUCUCUGCCUCAGUGAGCACAGCUCAGACGAUGACCGCCGCACCUUCACAGGUCUGCCCUGUAACUGUGCAGAUCAGUUUGUCCCAGUGUGUGCACAGAAUGGACGCACUUACCCCAGUGCCUGCAUCGCCCGCUGUGUGGGUCUCCAAGACCAUCAGUUUGAGUUUGGGCCUUGUAUCUCCAAGGAUCCCUGUAAUCCUAACCUCUGCCCCAAAAGCCAAAGAUGUGUGCCAAGACCACAGGUUUGCCUGACAACUUUUGAUAAAUUUGGAUGUAGCCAGUAUGAGUGUGUGCACAGACAGCUCACCUGUGAGCAGGUCCGAGACCCUGUGUGUGAUACAGACCACAUGGAGCACAGCAACCUCUGCACUUUGUACCAAAGAGGAAAAAGCCUCUCUUACAGAGGCCCCUGCCAGCCCUUCUGCAGAGCCACGGAGCCUGUUUGUGGCCACAAUGGUGAGACCUACAGCAGUGUGUGUGCUGCGUACUCGGAUCGUGUGGCAGUUGAUUACUAUGGACCCUGCCAGGCUGUCGGGGUCCUCUCUGAACACAGUGCUGUGGCAGAGUGUGCUGCUGUGAAGUGUCCUUCACUCUCAGCCAUUGGCUGCAAACCCGUCAUUCCACCUGGUGCGUGUUGCCCAUUAUGUGCUGGGAUGUUACGGGUUUUAUUUGACAAAGAAAAACUGGACACUAUUGCUAAGGUGACAAACAAGAAGCCAAUAACAGUUCUGGAGAUUCUGCAGAAGAUCCGCAUGCACGUGUCUGUCCCACAGUGUGAUGUGUUUGGAUACUUGAGCAUCGAGUCGGAAAUUGUGAUCCUGAUUAUUCCUGUUGACCAUUAUCCAAAAGCUUUGCAGAUUGAGGCCUGCAAUAAGGAAGCAGAGAAAAUUGAGUCCCUCAUCAACUCAGACAGUCCCACUCUGGCAUCCCACGUCCCUCUCUCUGCCCUCAUUAUUUCCCAGGUACAGGUCUCCAGAAGCCUCCCAUCCUCUGCCAUUGAGGACAGGCCUCCCUGCCACUCCCUGCUCCUCUUCAGCCUGGGUCUCACCAUGCACUUGCUCUGGACUCGUCCCUGACUGCCCACAAAAACUGCAAAUCAUUCCUCGACUCGGCCAUCCCACCUUGUGAAAGACAUUCAAGACUGCUAGCUGAGCAAAAGCACAUGUCACCUCUCAGCACCACAGUAUUUUUUAAUUUUCCAAUACUAGGGGUUUUGCCUUGAUUUUAAAACGAUAAACUAGGCUCUCCCAGUGUAAUGGAGAUCACUUGCUGGUGGGUCGCAGGGCCACAAUUUGCAUUUUGCUCAGUAGGUAAGUCCCCUUCUCCAAAGCGAACUUACUGUCACUAAUCAAAGAGAGACGAUCACUUUAUAGGAGAGGCCCUCUGCUGUUGGGUUUGUAUCCUAGUAGUUUCAGAGUUCCUGUAAGCGUUGAGGCUGCCACUGUGCAGGUUUCUGUGUCUAGAAGCUAAGGGCUCAGUGCAAGGCCACUGCUGUGCCAGCAUAGAGGGAGAGGAAGCUUUCAAAUGAUCACAGGCAGACUCCAUAGACAUUUAAGGCAGGACUCUAACGGACCUGUCUUGCAAGUGGUCCUUUCAGUCUUUGCCGGUUGGUGCCUGUGAAUGGGGGCAGUCCCACUGCAUCCAAGCGUCUUGUGUCCUGCAGUUUUAUAUUAGCCAGAUAUGCUGGUCAGUACUCAUCAGUUCAGAGAGUUUAACUAUCAGACUUUAAACCAAUUGCUGCUACUAUAUAAUUGCCAAAAAGUAAGAUAAUUAGUUCAUGUAAAUAGUACAUGAUUUUUUAAUUUUAUUAUGAAGGUGAAUAGCCAUAUUUGUAAAAUGACAAUCAUAUAUGUUAGCCCUGUACUUUCCGUUCAUGAAGACACAUUUGCUUUUGUGAUGUGCACAGUGUGGAUAAGUGUCUGUCUGACUUCUUUUUAUAUAUAAUUAUAAAGACUGUGGUUUAUAUAUUUAAAAUGUCAGGCUAAGUAUUAAAAUGUUUGCAUGUUGUCUAAGAAAUUGGAUGCUUUGAAUGUUUCACAGUUUGAAAUAAGCUAUUAAUGUAAUACUUCUUGUUUGUAUGCACCUGAACUUAGAUUUUACAUGAAGUAUUAUUUCAGUGUUACUUGUACCCUCUGAAAUACAGCAAUAUGCUUAUUAUACCAAAAUGUUGUUGAAAAGUGGGCACUUAGAGCUUUCAGAGGAUUUCAGUGCUGAUGUUAAUGUAGCCUCUGUUUCUGUCUAAAUGUCUUCAACAUACUAGCUAUAUUGUAUAUAUAUAUAUUCUAUAUGUAGUAUACCACAAUAUGCUAUAUAUAUGUCUAUAUAUAGUAUACAUCAAUAUACUAGAAAGCUUUUCUAUUUUAAUAAAAGUAAUUUUAUAUGA
Messenger RNA from Phodopus roborovskii (desert hamster), 4308 nucleotides. It is a transcript of the gene Reck, whose product is annotated as reversion inducing cysteine rich protein with kazal motifs. NCBI's taxonomy places the organism in Eukaryota, Metazoa, Chordata, Mammalia, Rodentia, Cricetidae. Gene Ontology annotation, molecular function: protein binding; metalloendopeptidase inhibitor activity. The transcript has 21 exons. Bases 89 to 3001 code for a protein of 970 amino acids. Gene Ontology annotation, cellular component: plasma membrane. The record is from RefSeq and is a predicted model, not a curated record. Gene Ontology annotation, biological process: extracellular matrix organization; blood vessel maturation; sprouting angiogenesis.